AUGCUUUUCCGUAUCGAGACCGUGACAGAGCGAGAUGAUGGAAUAUGGCAAGUUGAGUUGAAAUUGACAAACGACGAGGAUAAACAACUUCGUCAUCUCACUGAUCGUUACCGAGAAGAGAUCCAAGGGCCAACAGCACUUCAUCGACUGGCAAUUUUAUUGUGUAAAAUGGGCGAAGAUCGCAAAGCGAAAGAAGUGUAUGAACUUUUGCUUGGAAGAACGAACGAGGAUGACAUGGAAGAACGCGCUUAUAUUUACAACCAACUAGGAAUUGUCUGUUCGGCGAUAAACAAUCAGGAAGCAGCACUUGCUCACUUUAAAAAAUCUCUCGAAUUACACUUAACGUAUUUAUCUCCAGACGCGCCUCAACUCGCUUCAUGCUACUCAAAUAUCGGACAAUGUCUUCGAAAUCAAGGUAAUUUCUCCGAAACUCUGGAACAGUAUCAACGCUGCCUCGACAUCGAACUCAGCCAACCUGAGCUCGAUCAAGAUCAACGAUCAAUCGCCAUGACUCAUUAUAAUAUCGGCGAUCUUUUCCUUGAACACGAUUGCUUGGAUGAAGCUCUUAAGAGUCACGAACGAUCAUUGAAACUUCGUCUCGCCUCUCUUCCUCCAUUACAUCCCGACUUGGCAUAUUCCUACGGACAGAUUGGGAGUAUUUUUAUGAAUCAAGGUAAUUACAAGGAAGCAGGCAUCCAGUUUCAGAAAGCACUCGAAUUAGGGCAAAAAUCUCUUCCACCUUCUCACUCAUAUCUUGCCAUUACAUACAACAAUAUGGCUGCAGCUCUGUAUCGGCUCCGUAAAUACGAAGAGGCCCUCCAGCAUGUCGAAAAAAGUAUUCAGAUCGUUCAUCAAAUCUUUCCCGUUGAUCAUCCUACUAGAACAUCUACUGAAGAUCUCUACAAUCAAAUUCGUUCUAUUGUUGUGACAUGA
Messenger RNA from Didymodactylos carnosus, 933 nucleotides. The record is from the annotation of a GenBank genome assembly. NCBI's taxonomy places the organism in Eukaryota, Metazoa, Rotifera, Eurotatoria, Philodinida, Philodinidae.